Molecule: messenger RNA, 1001 nt
Organism: Lactuca virosa
Lineage: Eukaryota; Viridiplantae; Streptophyta; Magnoliopsida; Asterales; Asteraceae
Source: the annotation of a GenBank genome assembly
GCAAGCGUCACACUUCACAGUUCACAGAUUAGACGUUACUCAAAAAUCCGCAUUUCUCGGAGUACUGUAGUUUUCCGGUGACGUAUUUUAAAAUUCCGGUCACUACAUAAGAACUGAAUGGCUCGAGUUUCUUCAAAUCCCGUCGGACUCCAUAAAUUCCGGCCGUCUUGUAUUCAUCCCGCCAUAAAAUCUCUUCGUUUCGUAAAUCCCUCCGUUCAUUCUCGCAAUAGAAAGCUCAGAUUCCAGCGGUUGUACUGCCAAACUGAACCUAAUCCGACCGAUUCCAACUCCGAGAAAAACUCGAUUGUUGAAUCUGAUUCUGAUAAAGAUGAUAAGAUUACCGAAGUUACAAGUUCUCCAAGUGAUGGUGGAUUACCUGCUCUCCCAAACAAAAGCCUCAAUCGGAGAGUUGCAAUAGCUUCUGUUCUUGGAGCAGUAGGUCUGUUUGCAUCAGGUAGACUUGAUUUUGGUGUUUCUUUGAAAGAUCUUUCUGCUGCAUCCUUACCUUAUGAAGAGGCUCUUUCAAAUGGGAAGCCAACUGUUGUGGAGUUUUAUGCAGAUUGGUGUGAGGUUUGUCGUGAAUUAGCUCCAGAUGUUUACAAAGUUGAGCAACAAUACAAAGACAGAGUAAAUUUCGUUAUGCUAAAUGUUGACAAUACAAAAUGGGAACAAGAACUAGAUGAAUUUGGUGUUGAGGGUAUUCCACAUUUUGCAUUUUUGGAUAAAAAUGGUAAUGAAGAAGGGAAUGUAGUGGGAAAGCUGCCCAAAAAAUACUUCAUGGAAAACAUUGAUGCACUUGCUACUGGAAAACCAUCAAUCCCACAUGCCCGAGUUGUUGGUCAGUUUUCAAGUGCUGAAGCUAGAAAAGUCCACCAAGUAUCCGACCCGAGAAGUCACGGAUAAAUAAUUCAAAAUAUAUAUAUGUAACAAAUCAAUAAUUAAUUCUUGUAUCAAAAUCACAAAAAAACACAAUUAAAUCAAUGAUUCAUUUUUAUAUGUCA